This is a messenger RNA of Adineta ricciae, 1164 nucleotides long. The record is from the annotation of a GenBank genome assembly. Lineage: Eukaryota; Metazoa; Rotifera; Eurotatoria; Adinetida; Adinetidae.
AUGAACGAUAGUCUAUCGUCAAACCAACUUCGACUUGAAGUACUCCCCGAUGAACUUUUCUUGGAAAUUUUCCAAUAUGUCAAUCCUAUCGAUCUAUGCAAUUUGAAAGGUCUCAACCGACGAAUCGAUGGUAUUAUCGACGCUGUCCGAAUGAAUAUUACUGUUCAAUGGAAAGAGGACCAAAUGCAUGGUAAAUGGCCGUCAUUAUUAUAUUUGCAUACACUGACAGAACUACGCUCGCUUACACUUAACUGUAGAUGUUUCUUGAAGGAACAGAGAGACCAGAUUGUCAAUGUCCGUCUGCCUCAUCUCGAACGGCUCUGUGUUGUCAACGUAACGCACGAUUUGCACGAGUCGUUACUUGAUACUCUCUUCCGAGGUGAACACUUUCCAUCACUCACGACUUGUCGUCUCGAGUUUGAAUAUCCGUAUGAUUUGGAACUUAAUGAAUAUCGAUCAUCGUUAACAAACAACGCGAUUCGUUGUCUUUGCGUGGACCAAUGGAGUUUGUUUAAUCUUGGUGCUCUAUGGAAUCAGCUACCUAAUCUACGUAGAUUCGAAACGAGCUUCGAAGAAACGUAUGACCCUAAGGUCUGGUCAGCUAAGCCUCAUUUAUCGAUCAAACAUUUACGAGUUACAGUCAAUAGUCCUUCACAUGAUUUGGAAAAAUUACUCAAAUUAACACCUAAUCUUGCUCGAUUGCGCAUUCGAGGAGGCCUUGGAAGAAGUUCUGUAGUUAACUAUUUUGAAAAACUGGCCGAACUCCUGCCCACUCUUGUUCCUCAUUUGCAGCAAUUUGAUUGCGAACUUUACUGCUAUUCAAUCGACACUCAUGAAAACGAGUUCAAUAUUCAAAAACUUAACACACUUUUCAAGGAAAUCCGAUGCCUUUCUGGACUAGGUCACAAUCGAUGCUACGCUACCGAUAUAAAAAUCUAUCCGUUCAACAAUGAGUAUGAAGAAUCGUCGCCACGUCUCUUGGUUCCAUCGACAACCACAACAUUUCACCGCUACUACGAUGAAUACAAUGGGUACCAUGAUUAUGAUGAUUAUCAUCAAGAUGAAGACGACGACGAAUAUGAAGCGUGGAAAAGAAAUGAGUACGGAAAUGGACCAAAUAUGUACUGGGAUGCUGAAUCAGACGAAUGGUGUUCACUGCCAUGA